This is a messenger RNA of Aureobasidium uvarum, 3300 nucleotides long. The record is from the annotation of a GenBank genome assembly. NCBI's taxonomy places the organism in Eukaryota, Fungi, Ascomycota, Dothideomycetes, Dothideales, Saccotheciaceae.
AUGCACGCACAGUCCCCCACGUCUGUCCAACAGCCGAACACCAAGUCCACGAGCCCCGCCGAGCCCACCUUUGACAGCCAGCAUGGGGAGCAACAAGGCGCGAGUCCAGUCGGUGACAAUGGAGGUGUCAGCCUUGUCAACCAUGUGCCUGACGCUGACACCCCUGGACGACUGAGUCCUACGCACAAGGCCUGCUCAGCUUCGCGCAAUCGCAUCGCCGAAUACGAAAAUGCCUCGGCCGCCUCGCCGUCCAAAAAGAAGAUGGAGGGUCCGGCCUUUGCUGUCGUCAAGAAGCCGAGAAAGCCUGGUGACAAGCACUCGCCUAUUGCCGACUUGCCCAACGAAAUCUUGACCCACGCCCUUGCACACCUCUCUCCUCAGGACCUGUCUGCCGUUUCGCUCGUCUCCCGCCGCUUCCAUGAUCUAGUCACCACUCCUCACGCCUGGAGGACUGCCUUUUCACGCUAUUUUCCUGGCCCAGACUCCCUCGAUCCCAAUGCCUAUCACGACGAAGACGACCACGAUGAUGGCCUUCGUGUCGAACGUCGCGCCUUUACUCGCGUUACUGCUCUGGCUUCAUGGCGAAGCGAAUAUAUCCUUCGCACCCGCUUGCUACGUUCUCUCGCUCGUGGCAAACCAGUCCAGCCGCCUGCUUCUCCCGCCCAAGCUCGUCUUGGCCAGCCUCCAGUCGCAUCACCUAUCGUCGUCUACCCUUCGCAGAUGUUCACAACUGUCAACCACUUACACGCCACUUUUGGUGGCACCGCUCUCAACAAGCGACCUCCCCGCUUCGUUCACGGCGCUGACGAUGUUGGCACCGCCGGAAGCAGUGAUCCAACUCUUGAAAAGGCCGAUUCGUGGGGACUGGGCGACCCCAACACGUUCCUCCAGUUCUCGGAUCGCUUCCCUGGAGAUGCCAUGUACGGUCUGGGUCCUGGAAAUAUUGUAGGCAUUCCCAAUUCCAUGGACGUCAGUCAGCCAUACGGCAUGAUCCAUGGCGAAGGCUCUCCGGGUGGCUUUGUCUACUACAGGUAUACUGAGGAGAUGCGCGGUCAUUUCUUGAAGCCUUCGAGCGGCAUAUCCGUACCAGCUCUUGGAAUUCCGCAGCUAUUGCCUGUUCAGGAAUCCAUAUGCAGCGUGUGGAUCGCCAAAUCUUCUACCAUUCCUUCUCUUACCGACGGCCUGAUUGGACUCAUCUCGGGCUCAUCCCUCGGUGUCCUCACAACAUACAGUCUUGGACCUCUCGGGACUCGCGAUCAACGCUUCGGUCGAGGCGAGAUUACAGCGCGGUGGGUCCUCAGUCCGGGAGUACCAAUAAUUGCCAUUGCCAUCGACGACCAAUACUCAGUAAAGCGUCAAGGAGAGAAUCGGGCAUGGGCAGUUGUGCUCAACGCUCUGGGCGAGGUUUUCUACUUGACCAAGCUACCCAAACGCAGCAACGACGAUAGGCCUGUCGGAUCGAAUGACGAGGCGAAGGAGCGUCUUGCCUGGUCGGUUGGACGAUCUGUAUACUGGAAUCUUGUGGAACCCAGUAGACGCACUGCUCGCCCGAACCCUUACAGCAAUUCUCAUGUGGACGGCAGUUAUUCUCCUCGUACCUCGUGGAAUGGCAUGUAUCUGAGCGAAGAGCAAAUGAAAGCCGAGACAUAUGAGAUCGAGGACUACAUCAAUCGAAAGCCCAAGGACUUCCAAAGAACCUGUUUGGGAUGGAACAUGCGCAGGUUACUGGAGGUUGAUUUCGCAGGAGAUGAUGGCAACCAGGCCGGAGAAGCUGUUUUCGUGUUUGAAUCUGGCCUCGACGAAGACUCUGUCGCUUCGGCCAAACGAUUCGUCCGAUUCAAGGUCGCCGAUACGAACAGGUCGGAGAACAGAAUAAAUGGAUCGAACUUCACAUCAACCCCGACAGCCCCUGAAUCGACUUCCCUCUUCGGCGGCCCGUCGACCCCUCCAUCACCAUCUAAGGAUGAUCUGGAAUGUGGUCUGUCGUUGUCAACAGUUCAAGAUCUCGAAACCGACAACAGAACCAAGCGCUCGACAGAGGAGUGGAGACUAUCCAGUUUGUCGUUCGUUGGGCUGAAAACAGUACAGAUCACAGCUCACGCAUUGGAUGGGUCAACCUUUGCGACUCUCACGUCUUCUGAGGAUCCACUUUUGAACUUUUCGGGCCAGUCGACAGUGUCUUCCNCUAGCAUGACACCUCUAUACAAGUCCAGCACACCGUCUUCGCCUACGGAUAUCCCAGGUCAGCGAGCCCGAUUCAUCGCUGUGGGUACCAUGAUGGGCACUGUUUUGGUCUGGGAUGCAAGAGCAUCGCUGCCUACCUCGGCCGAGGCUGUCAACACGCUGGAACCGAUACGCAUCAUCCACACAGAAUCGCCACAGAUUUCCUGCAUUGCACUGUCGUCUCUCUACCUUGUGCACGGAGGAAACGAUGGCCUUGUACAAGCUUGGGAUGUUCUAGCUUCCAGUCUGGGCCCGAUANAAAGACUGCACUCACGCCACGCAUCCCGAGCAAGACGUAGAUUGGUGCAAGCUCAAGCGUCGGUCCAAGGUGUGGGCAUCAACUUGUUCGCAGCGGGAGCCAUCUGCCUUGAUCCCGAUCCAACAGUUCUGCGAGGUAUGGUCUCCGUUGGUACACACUUGCUGUAUUGGAGCUUCAGCUCUUCUGCAGCAGAUCAGUACAAGUCACACAAACGUCGCCUGAGGAGAGCGGAUCGAGGUACCAAUGUGGCUAACGAUCGAUUUGCCAACGUUGGCAGAGGCAAUAUCAAAGGCUUCAUCGCGAACGAACAAUUUGAACUUGAGAGAGAGAGUGCACGAGAAGCAAGACAAGCAGAGCAUCUGGCUGGAAGGUUUGGUACUGAUCUCUUGGGCAGUGAUGCUAGCGAGGAAGAGAUUCUUGCCUACGCCCAGAUGCUUAGUGAGGAAGCGCUUGCAAAGGACCACGAAAAGAAAACGAUCGAGCCCUCGACCAAGGGUAGGGCACCCAUCGCUACCCCAAUGGACGAUGCAGAUAUGGAUCCAGAAAUCGCAGAGGCAAUCCGACUCAGUCUUGCAGAAGAGGAAGCCAAGCGCAUGCAGGAGCAAGAGGAGGCUGAUUACGAGGCGCUCCAACAGCAAGAGACAGCAGAGGGUAGCAAUGACAGAGAAUUGACAGAUCUCGAAUUUGCACUGCAGCUCAGUCUCGCCGAAGAGCAGAGCAGGCUGGAAGCCGAAGUAGAGGCACGAGAAGAGUUUCCCGCUCUGUCGAUACGCUCAGAUAAAGGCAAGGGAAAGCAACGUAGAUUUUCUAGAGGCUAG